GAGCUGCGAAGAACAGUAUGGGUUUUGGUGGAUAAUUUCCCUUCCAGUCCCGAUUGGCCUGAAUCGGGCUUCGGCCCAUUCAAAUGUUGGGCCCAGAUGUACUCGCUUCAGAACCGCGAAACCCUUCAAAAUAACAGAGAAACGUGAAAGGGAAGGUCGAGUUCAGUUUCUGCCCUCCGUCUUUAUCCCUCCGGCGACGGUGAAUCGUUCGCCGUUGAUUCCAUCUCAAUGACUCUCCACUCCCGGUUCGCCGUACAAGAUGAAGCGGUCAAGGCUACGUCGAGGCGACCGGAAAUUCCUUCUGAUUCCAUCCAGUCCGGCGUCAUCUCCGGUAAAUCUAAAUCUAGUUCGGUAUUUCAUUGAUUUGUGUAAAUUCGGAUGACAGAAAUGACGGGGAAGAACCACCUUCUUCGUUCUUCGUUACAGCUUCUCCAGCGUACAGAAAUGGUUUGGGAGGCAGCUGCAGAGGCUUGAAAAUUUGGGGUUUGAUCCCAGAAAUUCUCUUCUCUUCUGUCCUGUUCUGUUAUGUGGAACCAUAGUUUUCCAACCUGCCCAAUAGGUACGUAGACUUGGCCUCAAAUUGACCCACCUCCAGACUUGUGAUGUUUACAACUCUUUGUUGCCAAGUCCGUAAGUUUUGUUUUUCUAUUGGAACAGGCGUACAGAAAUGAUUGAUAGAGAAUUUUAAUGGAAGUGUUAGCAUAGUUCAUAAUACAGUCUUUUAUGUGGCUAGAACUCGUUUGAAUUUUCAAAAGGAGGAGAAGAAAGAAAGAAGUUUCAGAGAAAAAUACAUGAAAGAUAGACCCCAUACAAAUGCAAAAACGUUAUACUUAGAAAGGCAAGGUGCUGGUGAAGUUUGUGCACUGCCUAAUUUUACAGAAGGAACAGAAACGUACUGUAGAGUAAAAGAAGAAGAAAAGAAAUGAAGUUCCAAUUGGAAACGUGUCUAUGCUACUUGUUUUGGCUCAUUUUCAUUUUACUACUGCAGGCAGAGGCAAACCAUGGAGCAGCAGCAGUAGCUGCAAAUGUAACGCAUGAUUCCUGCAGGACCACGGCAAGCUGUGGAAGUGGCUCAGCCGCCGUUGACGUCAGGUUCCCAUUCACCAUCAGGGGCAUGCUAUCUUCUGGGUACGAAGGAUUUCCUGGGUUCGAGCUUUCUUGCAGUACUGAAACCAACCAGACACUGCUCUAUCUCCCCAAUUCCGCCAACUUCACCGUUCAGAGAAUCGAUUACAAAUCUCAGCUGAUUUAUUUGGGAAGCCCAGAUGGGUGCCUCCCAAGACAACUCCGACACCUGGAUCUCUCUACAACUCCGUUCAAAAUACCGAGCUCGAGCUAUACUAAUUUCAGCUUUCUCAACUGUUCCGAGGUCAUCACAGGUUCUCCGCCGAUAUCUUGCCUAGGCCCAACAGUCUACGCCUACAGUUCGGGCGCCUCCUUGUAUGAUGUUGAUUUGGUGUCUUGUAAGAAGAUGUAUGCACUUCCGUGGUCAAACGAUGAUGAGUACGUUAAUAUCUUUUUGUUGAGCUGGUCUAAUCCAAGAUGCAGCAGAUGUUACAAGGCUAAGGGGGAAUGUUGCUUGCUGAAGAAGCAGGCCAGCCACAAACCUGAAGUUGAGUGUUCAGGAGAUGCCCAUCGCAAUAAAGUUUCGUCUUUGAAGAAGGUACUCAUUCCUGGAGUGACUCUGGGUGCAAUCUCCAUUGUGGCAUUGCUCAUUGCGCUCUACCGUGCUUAUAGGUUUGAUCGUCAAGAGAAGGAGUAUAGGUUAAACAUGGAGGAGUUUUUGGAUGAUUACAAGGCUCUCAAGCCUACGCGAUUCUCUUAUGCUGACAUCAAAAGAAUAACCAACCAGUUCAAUGACGAAUUGGGUCGAGGAGCUCAUGGGACAGUAUUCAAAGGCAAACUGUCUAGUGAAAUCCAAGUAGCUGUCAAGGUCCUGGACAACAACGUCAUCACCACCAAAGGAAAUGAACAGGACUUUGUAAAUGAAGUGGGAGCAAUGGCUGGAAUCCACCAUGUUAAUGUGCUUAGAUUGGUUGGAUUCUGCGCAGAUGGGUUCAGAAGAGCUCUGGUAUAUGAGUACUUACCAAAUGAUUCACUCCAGAAGUACAUCUCUUACCAGGGAAACGAACAACAUUCCAGCCUUGGGUGGAAGAAACUCCAAGAGAUCGCCAUUGGAAUAGCCAAAGGGAUAGAGUAUCUUCACCAAGGAUGUCACCAGAGAAUCCUGCAUUUCGACAUCAAGCCUCACAACAUUCUCCUCGACCAAGACUUCAACCCAAAGAUCUCUGAUUUCGGUCUAGCCAAGCUGUGUGCAAAGGACCAAAGUGCCAUAUCCAUGACGGCAGCCAGAGGGACCAUUGGCUACAUUGCUCCAGAAGUGUUCUCGAGGAAUUUUGGGAGUGUGUCAUACAAGGCUGAUGUGUACAGCUUCAGGAUGUUGCUGUUGGAAAUCGUCGGAGGAAGGAAAAAUGUCGAUGUCACUUCAGCAGAUGGCGUCAAUCAGAUAUACUUCCCGGAGUGGAUAUAUAGCCUUUUCAGCGAAUCCGGGGAAGAUGUAAGGUUUGAUGUUGAGGAGGUGGAGGAGGAGGAAAAAGAAUACGGCAAGAUUAGGAAGAAGUUGGCUAUAGUGGGUCUCUGGUGCAUUCAGUGGAACCCAGUAGAUCGACCUCCAAUGAAGUUUGUGGUGCAAAUGCUGGAAGGGGAAGGUGACAAUUUAACACCACCUCCUAAUCCCGUUAGCUCCAAUAUUGGUGGUGUGGCAAGAAUGGGAAAGCCGCGACCACUGCGAGAGUUAGAGAUCAUACCAGAAACGGAAUAAAAAUACUUCCCAAACUGGUGAUUUACCGAAUACGUGUGUAGUAAGAGUGUGUGUUGCCAAUACACAUGCGAGGUUAGAUUCUUUGGGGCUCCUAUAUUCCACUAGUGCUUGCCUGCAAAUGCUUUCAUCUCUUGCAAGGCUGUUUUUACUGUGUUCCUGUUGGAGUUAAGUCUCUUGUGAGUUUGUGAGCCGGUUGAUUUGGUCUUUGUAUUGAUUGGGCUUCUGGGGAAGUCAUAGAAAAUGUAUCUUGACCAUUUCUUGGGGACAAAAGCUUUCUAGAACGACUCAUGAAGUCUGACAUGGGUUGUCAAUAUAAUACUCGUGGACAGUUUGAACAAAAGAAAAUACCUGGC
Linum trigynum is the source of this 3174-nucleotide messenger RNA. Lineage: Eukaryota; Viridiplantae; Streptophyta; Magnoliopsida; Malpighiales; Linaceae. The record is from the annotation of a GenBank genome assembly.